Patiria miniata (bat star) is the source of this 4912-nucleotide messenger RNA. RefSeq names its product chromatin-remodeling ATPase INO80-like (gene ino80). Gene Ontology annotation, molecular function: DNA binding; histone binding; ATP binding. Gene Ontology annotation, cellular component: Ino80 complex. The record is from RefSeq and is a predicted model, not a curated record. Lineage: Eukaryota; Metazoa; Echinodermata; Asteroidea; Valvatida; Asterinidae. The transcript has 32 exons. Bases 200 to 4912 code for a protein of 1570 amino acids. Gene Ontology annotation, biological process: DNA repair.
UGCGGCCAGGAUAUUUUUGUUCGCGCCCCUCGCUUGUGCAUUAUGGCUGGCAUUCGGUGUUAGUUCCCUGUUGGAUUUGUUUAGGGACGUCUGGUCGGAACUAACUCGGAAGGUUUCCUCUUCGGUUGUUGCAUUGGAUUCCUGGCUUGGAUCGUCGGUUGUCGGAUGGUGUAGACAAUGCAGCCAGGCCGUUGUCGUUAUGAGUGAGGGGAGCAAAGCUGUCGGCAGUGACGCUGUGCUACCUGAGGGGCCAGUCGGAGGGGUCCCACAAGCUAAGCCGCUCCACAUCCAGAGAUUAGAGAAGGCAAUCUGCCUCGAGCCCUACCUGGCUUACGUUGAGAAAGUCCUCACUGCCUCCACACCUGAGCACAGUCAGGAGGAACUUUACAAGGAAGAGAUUGGUCGUGAUGCCGUCCCUCCAGACGACGAAGCCCUCAAAGAAGACGACAACCGAGACAAAGACAUAAAAACAGUCCACGGUCUGAUCACCUCCAGAGCAGAGAGGAAGGCAGACCGCAGACGCUUGUACAAUUUGUGUAAAGUGAAGAAGAGCAGACGUUGGUUAAAAAACAUCCUCCUGAGUGACUCGUCCGAUUCCUCAGCUGCUGAAGAAGAGGAGGAGGACAAACCGUUGACAGCUGAGGAGCUGAAGGAGAUGAUACAGCUCCAUCGCUACAAACGACAGUGCCAAAGCAAGUUCUAUACCGAGGGGGAGCUGCAGCAGUAUCAGUACUACAGCACCGGGCUCUUGUCCAGCUACGACAACUUCCUGGACCAUAAGAAGCUGGUCUUGGGUCCCAAGGAGAAGCAACUCAAGAAAGAGAAAGUUUCACCUUCACAAAGUGUCCCAAUAAUGCCAGAGGAACAGCCAGAACCAGAGAAAUUGAAGAAGGUGACUCCCAAACCCAAAAAGAAAGUGGAGACCAAGGAGAAACAAGACGUCCAGGUGCGGGCAACACCGCCUGCCCUGGUCAGCGUGGCUACAUCCGUCGCUCACUUCCAAGAUGCUCUGAACCACAAGAAGCUGAUGGCCAUCAAGGAUGUGGAGGCCAGACGACGUCGGGUCUGGCACGCAAUCAUCAGGAAAGAUAUUCCCAAGGCACAGAAGCAUCGGACGUCGGUCCACAACAACAUCCUGACCAAUGCCCGCAAGCUGGCCCAGGCCUGCCAGAAGGAGCAGCGACGCCAGGCCAUCGCCUCGCAGCGAGUCUGCAAAGAAACCCCCCACCGAGCCCGCCGCAUGACGCGGGAGAUGACGGCCUACUGGCGCCACUAUGACAAGGUGCAGAAGGAGCAUCGUAAGAAGGCGGAGAAGGAGGCGCAGGAACAGCGAAGACUGGAUGAUGAGAUGAGAGAGGCAAGAAGACAACAGCGCAAACUCAACUUCUUGAUCACCCAGACGGAGCUGUACGCCCACUUCAUGAGCCGCAAGCUGACCGGGGAGGGGGAAGAGCAGAAGGAACAGAUCCUGAGCCGCUUGGAGGACCACACCCCUAGACGUCAGCUCACCAUCCAGGGAGGGGUGCUGGUGGAUGUGGAAGAAGAUGACUAUGAUUGUGACUUUAUGAAGCAGCAGGCUCUGUCCAAUGUGUCGUUGGCCUACACCACCCACCAGGAGAGACAGCAAGUCUUUGAUGGAGACGAUCCCAAGCCAGAAACUACCCCAUCUCAGCAAGCAUUUGACAAAGAGUUCAGUCUGAGCAACCCGGCGAUGCUGUCGGAGUCUGAGCGUCCCCAGCCGUCCAUGUUCAGGGGCCAGCUGAAGAGUUAUCAGCUGAGAGGGAUGAACUGGCUAGCUAACCUGUACGACUGCAGCAUCAAUGGCAUCCUGGCUGAUGAGAUGGGGCUUGGCAAGACGGUGCAGAGCAUCGGCUUCUUGGCACAUCUAGCUGAGAGCCAAGGAAUUUGGGGUCCCUUUCUGAUUGUUGCCCCGGCCUCAACGCUUCACAACUGGCAGCAGGAGUGCGCUCGCUUUGUUCCAAACUUCAAGGUGCUUCCAUACUGGGGCAACCCCCAGGAGCGUCGGAUCCUGCGCAAGUUCUGGAGCCAGCGGCCUUUACAGACCACGGACAGCGAGUUUCACAUCCUGAUCACCAGCUACCAACUGGUCAUCCAGGACAUCAAGUACUUCCAACGCAUCAAGUGGCACUACAUGAUCCUGGACGAGGCACAGGCCAUCAAGAGUAGCUCCAGUGUGAGGUGGAAAUUACUGCUUCAGUUCAGCUGUCGGAACAGACUGCUCCUCACUGGCACACCCAUCCAGAACAGCAUGGCAGAGUUGUGGGCACUGCUUCACUUCAUCAUGCCGACGUUGUUUGACAGCCACGAUGAGUUUAAUGAGUGGUUCUCUAAGGACAUAGAGAGCCAUGCGGAGCGACAGUCUGGCAUCAAUGAAGAGCAACUAUCCAGACUUCACAUGAUCCUCAAGCCGUUCAUGCUACGACGAGUCAAGAAAGACGUGGAGAAUGAGCUCUCUGAUAAGAUUGAGAUCCUGGUAUACUGUCACCUGACGACCAGACAGCGGUUGUUCUACCAAGCUCUUAGGAAUAAGAUCUCCAUUGAGGACCUCUUACAAUCCUCCUCCUCAUCAUCCUCAUCAACGUCUUCAUCAACCUCUUCUCAGUCACUGAGCACGGCCAACAGUCUCAUGAACCUCGUCAUGCAGUUCAGAAAGGUUUGUAACCACCCAGAGCUGUUUGAGAGGCGAGACUCAUACUCCCCAUUCUACUGUCAACUAGACCCCCCUGUACAUAUCCUACCUCGACUGAUCUACCACGAGGGUAUGGUGGAUUGUAUGGACACCACAAGAAACAAACUGCUCCGCAGCACCUUCUCAGUCUUCACCCCCGACUACAUCCACACCUCCCUGGCUCCGUCCCCCUCCCACCGCCCACGCAGCUCUUGUUUCUCCUUUGCCCGUUUCGUGGACGUCUCGCCGGCCCAGCUCCACAGCCAGCUGGUCAUGGGCCUGAUGGCCCGCUGGCUGGCCCUGUUCCUCAUCAUGAAGUCUGCCUACAGGGUCCAUCAUGGGUACCAGUGGGCAACGGACAAAGACCACUCUAGAUACCUGAGCAGACGUAGCCUGCUGCUCUGGCCCUGUUGGCCCACCAGUCCCCCGAACGUCGCCACCAGCCAGCCCUUCCAAGACCUCAUAUUCACCGGCCACACUUCCACCCUAGUCUCCCACGACACCCACACCUACUACUUCAUGCCCGAGACCCACUGGCAUCGCCGGAUCCGUCUUGGUGGGGUGCAGGACUCGGACAGCGCCUCGGUGAACGGGGAGGGGACUCCAGACAGGCAGUCACCGCGGAGUCCACGCAGCAGCGGCGGGAGUCCCCGUAGCCCGAGGAGCCCUAGGAGUCCAGCAGCUGCUAGGAAGGUCCGGCAAGGCAACAGUAGCCACAAUGUGAGCGGACUCCUAUCCUCUGGUCACUUCCUACCGAUCAUGUCAGACCGACCCUCAGCCGUCCGAAUCUGCAGUCCUACGCUGCUACCAGACUUCAUCUCUCACUAUAUGCCAAAGGUUCUCGCUCCAUCAAUGGGCCGCUACUGCCGCGAUCGACAGGCAGAGUACGACCGCAUACGGCAAGAACUUGGUGGUUCCUUGGAUGCCUGGCAGUGCGCCCUUCAUGGAUCGCCGGAUCACUAUCGGGACAGCCUCAAGGGGGCGCUCUUCCCUCCACCCCUGGCUGGAAUGAGAGCAGUCAGGCCGCCCCACGGCUGGUCCAAAAUUCAUAUCCCAGACAAACAGUAUUUAGUGACGGACUCAGGCAAGCUGUACGUCCUGGAUGAGUUACUGACAAGACUCAAGAGGCAGGGACACCGAGUCCUCAUCUACUCACAGAUGACUCGCAUGAUCGACCUCCUUGAGGAAUUCAUGUGGCAUAGGAAGCACACUUACAUGAGACUGGAUGGUUCGUCCAAAAUCUCAGACCGUAGAGACAUGGUGGCUGACUUCCAAAGCAGGUCGGACAUCUUCGUUUUCCUGCUGAGUACCCGGGCCGGCGGGCUGGGCAUCAACCUGACAGCCGCCGACACGGUCAUCUUCUACGACAGCGACUGGAACCCCACGGUAGACCAGCAGGCCAUGGACCGGGCCCACCGGCUGGGUCAGACCAAGCAGGUUACCGUGUACCGGCUAAUCUGCAAGGGAACCAUUGAGGAGAAGAUCCUACAGCGCGCCAGAGAGAAGAGUGAGAUCCAGCGAAUGGUCAUCACUGGCGGUCAGUUCAAACCGGAGCAGCUGAAGCCCAAAGAGGUGGUCUCCCUCCUGCUGGAUGACGAAGAGAUUGAGAGGAAAUUUCAUGAGCAACAGCGUGAAAAGAAGCUGACUGAGGAACGGAACCGCGCCAAAGACCGCAAGCGCAAGAGGGAGAAAUAUGCGGAAAUGAAGAAAGAAGCGGUCAAGAAGAUAAAGUCGGACACGUUGCCCGGUAUUCCUCUGGGAUCACUGGCUCCGGACAGUGCCAAUGUGUCAGUGGAUGGUGAGGACUCUAUACUGAGUAUGGAUUCAGGAGCCCCAAGCCCGCUCAGUGUGGUGUCUGUGGGAAGUGAGACACAGCAUCAGUCGCAGACGUACACGCCAGUCUCCAUUGAUGAGAACAGUAAUGACGGGCUUGUUAUCGCUGAUGAGCAGUCACAGUUGGGAGACGGGGAACUAGACGAUUCGGCCAGGCCCCAUCUACCGGGAUCAGGGAAGCGUGGUGGGGCGUCACAGGGAGGCAAGACGACCCCCUCACCGGGCACCAAGAAGCUCCAGAUUAGGCCAGGCAGGGCGCGCAAGGGCACCGGAGCGGCGGCUAUCGCUGGAGCCAGGGCAGGGGCAGUGGCUGGAACAGCAGCGGCCUACGCGGCCUAUGGCUUCUCCUUCAAAGGUAAGGGUAGGCGAUCAAGUAUCCUCAGUAUCUGA